Molecule: messenger RNA, 516 nt
Organism: Lodderomyces beijingensis
Lineage: Eukaryota; Fungi; Ascomycota; Pichiomycetes; Serinales; Debaryomycetaceae
Source: the annotation of a GenBank genome assembly
AUGACGUCUAAGAACCUAGAUGACGAGAUCACAGACAGCAGACUAGCACGCUACAACGCCAUCCAGCCCGAUAUCAAGCACUACCUAUCCGCGAUCCUCACACCACACUACCCUACGCUUUUCCAAAGACACUCGACGCCAGGUCACCCCUAUGACUCGCUAAAUCUAAUCGACUUGCUUCACGAUGGCGAGAUCUUGUGCCGACUAGGCCAGCUAGUGUCGCAUCCGCAGAACCCCACGGCAAAGUUCAAGUCGUCGUCAAUGGCGUUUAUCCAGAUGGAGAACAUCUCGUGGUUUCUUCAACUUUGCCAGUUGUUGCACGUGCCGCAUGACGAAAUUUUCCAGACGACGGAUUUGUUCGAAGGCAAGGACCCGUAUCAGGUUUGCGUUACCUUGAUGAGUUUUUCGAGGAUUGUGCACCGGUUGCAGGGAGAUGUAUUCCUGGAGGUUGUGGGGCCGAAACAGGUUCGAGUCAAGCCUACUAUUCCCAACAAGCCUCGGAGCUUGAGACAAUGA